This is a messenger RNA of Oryzias latipes (Japanese medaka), 5893 nucleotides long. RefSeq names its product ubiquitin specific peptidase 54a (gene usp54a). Gene Ontology annotation, molecular function: cysteine-type deubiquitinase activity. NCBI's taxonomy places the organism in Eukaryota, Metazoa, Chordata, Actinopteri, Beloniformes, Adrianichthyidae. Gene Ontology annotation, biological process: protein deubiquitination. The record is from RefSeq and is a predicted model, not a curated record.
CGUGCGCGCUCCCGUGGGCACUGGUAUCUCGCGGGCUCGGCUGCAACGCGUCCUCAGCAUUUUUCGGGCCGAACCGGAGGCAAGCGGGCCAUUGUUUAACGCAAAGUUCUGUGGAGGUGACGUCACGAGUCCAGGAGCUGUAGACGAACUCCGCUAGCUCGCGCUGGUUUUGUUCCUCGAGUUCCGCCGGUUAACGGGACUGAGGACGCCGGUCCGAGCCUUGAUUCCGCUGAGUUCCGCCUCUGCAUGCGGUCCCCAACGGCUUAAGAAUCAGAAAGACCGGUUCGGCUCUGGUAGCUCAGACGGGAAGUUGUGUUGGUGUGCGCGAACUUUGAAAAGGUUUUGAGGGUCACCUGCGGACACCGGACUCUGUGAGGUUGAGGUCCAUCUUGGAGCAGAUCCUCAGCUCAGUGGAACAGCAGCAUUCUGAAGGAGGAGCUGCAGGAUAGGAGGUCCCUCCUGACCUUUGACCUGCAAACACCAGGACCAGCUUGGGUUGAAGAGCGGAUCUGUUUGGGAUUUUCUAAAAUUCUUGCUCCGAAGAUCGUUGAUGUUCUUCCUUCAGUAAAAACCCGGAGGUUUCCUAAGAAGAAAAACAAUUUCUGAACCUCUGGACUGGAUUGGGCUUUCUCUACACCUUCUCAUCUGGAGGAAAUGGAUCUGUCUCCAUGGAUACAAGAACAGAGGACAGGAAGUUGACAAUGGCAGGAAUUGAGGCUGACAGACGGAGGAGAGAGGAGAUGUCGUGGAAGAGGAACGGCGGCGGGAUGCAGCCUCGCCCCAUGACCUCCAUUGCCCCCAGCAAAGGGCUAAGCAAUGAGCCGGGCCAGAACAGCUGCUUCCUGAACAGCGCCCUGCAGGUCUUGUGGCACCUCGACAUCUUCCGCCGCAGUGUGCGCCAGCUGACGACUCACAGGUGUAUGGGGGACUCUUGCAUUUUCUGCGCUCUGAAGAGCAUCUUCACCCAGUUUCAGUACAGCAGUGAGAAGGUGCUGCCAUCUGACGCACUGCGCAGCGCUCUCGCUAAAACUUUCCAGGGCGAGCAGAGGUUUCAGCUCGGCAUCAUGGAUGACGCCGCCGAGUGCUUCGAGAACAUCCUGAUGAGGAUCCACUUCCACAUCGCCGACGAGAGCAGGGAAGACGUCUGCACAGCCUCACGCUGCAUUCCCCACCAGAAGUUCGCCAUGACGCUGUUUGAACAGUGUGUGUGCAGCAACUGUGGGGCGUCUUCAGACCCUCUGCCUUUUAUCCAAAUGGUGCACUACAUCUCCACCACCUCCUUGUGUAACCAGGCACUGAAGAUGUUGGAGUCACAGAAAAAGCCGACCCCCAGCAUGUUCGGGCAGCUCCUGCAGAACGCCAGCAUGGGGGACCUGCGCAGCUGUCCGAGCCGGUGUGGUCAGCAGCUGCGCAUGGCUCGGGUCCUCCUCAACAGCCCCGAGAUCGUCACCAUUGGCCUGGUGUGGGACUCGGAGAACUCGGACCUGGCGGAGGACGUCAUCCACGCACUGGGGACCUGCCUACGCCUUGGAGACCUUUUUUACAGGGUGACGGAGGAAAAGGCCCAGCGGGCGGAGCUCUACCUGGUGGGCAUGGUCUGCUACUACGGGAAGCAUUACUCCACCUUCUUCUUCCAGACCAAGAUCCGCAGAUGGAUGUACUUUGACGACGCUCACGUCAAAGAGAUUGGACCCAAGUGGAAAGACGUAGUGUUGCGCUGCAUCAAGGGCCACUACCAGCCCCUGCUGCUGCUGUACGCUGACCCCCGAGGGACACCGGUAUCUGUGCAGGACCUGCCUUCACACUUUGACUCACAGCAGGUGGACCGGUCCAGCAAUGACAGCGAGGACUCGGGACGCGAGCCUUCCAUCUCCAGUGACACUCGAACUGACUCAUCUACAGAGAGCUACUUCUGCCAACUUCCCCACCACAAGUCCUUGACCAGUCGCCUCUCAUCAGACUCGCAGGGAACUGUCAUCUGCACGGAGCAGGCUGGCGAGCCCUCCAACUCCUCCCACUGCAGCUUGGAUACUUUAGGCCACGGGUCAGACAGUGGGGACCAUCAAUCUCUAAGGAAAGGGGGCGAGUCCAGUAGGAGGGGGUCCGCGCUUCCCUUGAGGUCAAAACUUGACAAGGAAGCUGGUUACCACAGCGAGGGAGAGACCUUGAAGGAGCAGCAGGUCGCCCGCCCCCCACCCAAGCUGUCGUCGUCCUCCUCUUCAUCCAGUCGCCUGCAGGACUUGAAGGGAACCAUGAGGAACAUCAUCCAUAGCCGACAGCCCCCCUCCUACUCUCUGCCAGGGGCCGUGUUAUCUCCUGAAGCUGGCUCUUCCAGCCUCCCUCCUCCCCUAAAGGCCCCUCUGAGUGCCCCCUGCUCAGGUAAACUGCAGGAUUGGGAGGCCGACAGCACGAGUAGUGAGUCAAAGAGCAGCUCCUCUGGCGGAGGGGGUUGGCCGCGGCCAGCAUGGAGGCCACGGAGGGAGGUGCUCAACAUCGACAACAUCUUCACACGCGAGAGGCGCCGUCAGGCAGGGUACACCCCCCUCGACGGCGGGGAGCCGGCCUCUGAGGGAGCAGAUGUUUUUACAGCCCAGCAGGAGAUGCCUUCUGGCAGGUCAACCUCCACCCGGAAGCUGCCCACUACUCCCAGGGUGCUUGAUGGAGGAGAGAGGGGCACAGAUCCUCCUUCUCGCCUAAUACAGAGGAUGGAGAGCGGAUACGAGAGCAGCGAUAGGAACAGCAGCAGCCCUGUCAGCUUGGAUCUGAAUUUGGCAGACAGAGAGUAUGUUACAAAGAAGACUUCCUCCUCCUCUUCCUCUGGCCCUUCGUGGAGGAACAUCCGAUCGAAGAGCAGUGGAUCUUUGCAGCAGGACUUUGUGCCCCCUGCAGGCCGCAGCGAGCUGGACGAGCUGCAGGAGGAGGUGCUGCGGAGAGCCUUAGAACAGGAGCAGCAGCGGCAGCUGGAGAAAGAGAGAGAGGCGGCGCUCGGCUUCAACCCCAGACCCAGCAAAUUUCUGGACCUGGACCAGCUUCAGAUCCAGGGGAAAAACGACAGUCUAGAGCGCUGCAUUACAGAUGCUGAGCUUUUGUUGGAUCAGUCCCUACGUCUGGAGCAGGCGAGUGAAGUCGCCGCAGCUCUCUCAGCUGUCAACGAAGCCGUCUCUAAGCUGCAGCCUGCAAUGGCUGAGGGGGGAGCUAGUAGUCACAGCCGCUUGCAGCGUUGCAUGAGGCGAGCCCGCGGCCUGCAGCAGCGCCUGCAGCUGCAGAUGGAAGUAAAGGCAGGAGAGCAGCCUGCAGAGCAGCAAGAGGAGGAGCAGCAGCUCCAGGAACAGCCCAGUGAAAAGCCUAUCCCGCUCAGAGUUCUUCUGACUGACCACUCACCUGCCACUCAGGCUCAGCAGGCCCCGCCUCCUUCCACCUGCAUUGUUAAGCCCCUCCCUUCCCAGUCAAGCAUGGUGUCUGAUUCCACCCCCAGUGCUUCAGCAGCUGAAACUUCACCGGCGGAGACCAGGAAGCACAAACCCCACUGCCUCCGAUUAGGGAAACCCCUACACAUCUCCAGGUCCCUCCCCACUCUGUGUCUGGACCCCUCCACUGAGGACUUGGCCCCUCCUCCUUUAUCUGAAGAGGCAGAAUAUUCUCCCACAUUGACCGAAGCACUUCCUGAUUCCACUCCUGGGAAAGCUUCACUCCCUGAUGGCUCUCACAGUUCUCGGUCUUCAUCACCUGCUAGCACCACCCACAGGAGUCAUCUGUUCUACGAGGAGGGUCCACAUCAGAGUACACACCCAAAGAAAUCGACUACAACCUCAAGUCCCACUUCAGGAUUAGCUCCUCCCACUCACCCAGUCAGAAACUGGUCUUGUCUAAAACUUGACCAGUGUGAAGUUGAAGAUUUUCCAAAUCAUUCAUUUGGUUCAGAUGCUUUCUCUGGCUCAGCCCCCAUCACUCAGCCUGCCUCCUCACCCCCCAGCAGGUACUACAGAGCCCCCCUGCCUGUAGAGCGAUGGGCAGAGAAUGUCAAUAGGUACUACGGUUCCCAGAAUCCAGUGGGAGGAGGUGGAGAGGCAGCAGAGUGUGGUGAGGAGCUAUCAGAGUUGGAGAUGCUGUACCAGGCCAGUCUGCAGGCUCCCAGCAUGCACCGGGACUGCCGCCGCAUCAGUCCACAGCCAGGGAGCAGCAGACCUGGUGUGAGGAGUAUGCCCCCCAGCAAUGGACGGUCCAAAACCCCGACGGCUGAAAUAGAAAGAUUCGCUUACAGGAGCCAGGCCUCACCUGUGCAAAAGCCCCCUGCUGGUGAAGACCUGGGCUACAGCGCAGAGAAUCUGCGGCGCCUCGCCCGCAGUCUGAGUGGAUCCGUCUCCAGGCCUGGGCCGCAGAACCCCUCACAUUGCUAUACACCCUCCCUGCCCAGACCCCCCCUUACACACUCAAACUCCUCCUUCCUACCCCGUCAGCCCCACCCCUCCUCCCGGCACCUUCCAUCCUCCCACUCCUUCACAGCAGAUCACCUGCCUCACUCCCUCCAACACCACGGCACCCAAGCACCUGCACUCCCCCCACAGCACCCCCAGCCAUUGACAUCACGGCCCCCUUUCUCUCAGGAACUCUCAGGUCGCUUCCAGCAGGUUUUGGUUUUGCCUGACCGAUAUCAGGCCCUUCCAACUCAAAACCUUCACGCUGUUCCGAUGAAUUACGGGACCCUUCCUCGGGCUCCUCAUCGCUACACCCUACAGUCUUCUACCUCCUCCCUCCCUAGAACCAGAUCUGCUGUCCCCCCAGCACCACAGAGUGUCUACGCCACCCUGGCCCGCCCCCGUCGACCUAACACCUUCUCCUCCAACAGUCUUCAGCGCCAGUCAUCACUUCCUGGUUCUGUUUGUGGAGAUUCUGGCUCCACCCCCAGCAGUGUGAGACUGUCAGCUAAUGGCCCCGCCCAGCCGCGCCGCCUUGACGUCCCCCCCGAGAGUGACUGGCGUCAGCACCAGCCUUACCAAAGAAUCCCCAGAGGCCCCCCCAAAGCCCCCCAGCUUUGCACACUUUGCCGCUCACUUCCUGCGGAGGCUCCACACCCCCACUGCCCACCCUGCGGCGCAUAUUUGGCACGUUUGCAUUUCACGAGAAGGUAAAGAGUGCAAAUGACAUUACCCUCAGGCCCCGCCCUCUCAUAGCUGUCCUGCUGACCUGCAGGCUGCUCUGGCCCAGUUUAUGACAUCUGUGGUCUGUUUAGAGCACAAGCAUUUCAUUGGUCAGUGAUGUAAUAAAGCUGUGUUAACAGUUCUAUAUUUCCUAGAAAUAUUUAUCGUUUUUAUGGCUGAAGCAAACCAGCUUCUCUGGUUCCUCAGUUCCACAGUAAAUGUGCCAAAAACAGAAGAAAAUAGCUGUGGUGCUGAACGUUAAAGGGCAUAUUCCAGAUGGUGGAAACCUGAAAGGUUAUUUGACCUGGACUCCUCUCUGGCUCAGAAACUUCAGAGCUCUUUGGCUGAAAGAAGUGUUCACUGCCCUUGGAAGAAUGGUUGGCGUUACCUGAUUGAGAAGUGUUCGAGCCCCGUACAGCAACUGCUUUCACUGACCGCAGACUUUUGACCGCCCUGGAUUUUCAGGCUCCCUGCUCCUUUUUUACCCUAGUUUCUCCAAGAACCUCCACUUUCAUUAUGUCAUAAUCGGCAGAAACACCUCCGCUCUUUCUCAUUACACUGUGUCAAAAGGUUGACGUAGCGCUCCGCCCUAUCUGGUUUUCGGGAGGAAAUGGUGCAGCAAAGACUGAAAAUGUUUCUGAUCAUUUCUCAUUUAGCUUCUUCAGGUUUCUUUAAAGUUUAGGGUUAUUUCCGAUGCUUAUUUUUCUACAUUGUAGAUUAAAGGUUAAUAAACAGUUUCCCAUGUUUUUACUGGA